This is a messenger RNA of Closterium sp. NIES-65, 1099 nucleotides long. The record is from the annotation of a GenBank genome assembly. Lineage: Eukaryota; Viridiplantae; Streptophyta; Zygnematophyceae; Desmidiales; Closteriaceae.
AGUUCUGAACAACCUUGACGCGGUUGUUGGACACGACCCUGCGCCUCGCAUCGCCAAGCCAAUUGCCAGGACGCUGACCACAUUGCGGCAGGAUGCGAAACGCGCCGCGGAGGAGCUCGCGUUCAGGUCCUGGUGCGGGAUCGCGGACGGCCAUGGGGGGGAUGCUCACCUCAAUGAACGUUUGAGAUCGCACAAACUGCCGGCGGGAUCGCAUGUUUCGGGUCGCGAUGCACUCGCACUCAAUACAGUGCUUGCGCUUGCGAACGCAAGGGAGGGGGAGCAGGGGAAGCCGGACAAGGAGGAGGGCUCGAGCUCUGACCGCGACGAGGACGCCCCUGUGAACGCGACGCAGGGUCUAGGUGCUAAGAAUGUGCAGGAGGAGGCCGACGAGGCAGAGGGACAGGGUCGCGGACAGGACGAAGGGGAUGCUGCGGAUGAUGACCUGCGCGGUGAUUUGGAGCUGGAGGGUUUAGAAGAACUGGAGGGGGAAGAGGACAACGAAGAGGAUGAGGAAGAGGAGGAAGAGGUGGAGAAAAUCGUGACCAACAAUGCCGGGCGGGCGGCGAGCGCGGUCGCGGGUGCAGGGAAGAGUAUUUGCAGUCUGCAGGCUAUGAUGUCCCCCCGUCACGGCAGCGCGACCCCGUCGACAGAGUAUGCGGGCAAGAGUCCGGUUGCAGGCAAGCGUAAACACUCGGAGCUGGUGAAGAUGGAUCCUGCUAAGCUGGCCGCGGAGAUCCUCCGCCUGGAUGAGCAGGUGAAAAAUCAGAAGCGCAAGCUGGACGAGAUCGUGUCCGCAAAGCCCGGCACAGAACACGCGGUGGUGAUCACGCAGAGCUACGAAGAGCUCGUGGCCACAGUGGAGAAGGCGCUGAUUCACGUGCAGGAUACGGAACGGGUGACACGUAGGGAAGCCAAGCUGGCCGAGAAGGACAGGGCGGAGAAUCGCGACAUGCGGGAGGUGUUGAAACGCGCGGCUGUCUGCUUGGAAGAUUGCGCGGCUAGCAUGAAGGGGGUGGUUGUGGACUCCAUGGAGAACGCACAAAAGAAGCUGACGGACGAGGUUGUUACAAUAGUAAGCACAGUGAGGAGCCAUAGCUAG